AUCAGACACGGGCCUCCUGAGACGUGCUGAACUUCAUACAGCUGUAUUUAAAUUAACAUUCAAGAAUUCUGGCGUUUUUUAAACCGUACAACCAUGAGCGGGACCAAACCAGAUCGCAGGCAGACCUAUGGACCACAAUGAGGCCAUCAGGGAGCUUCUGAAAGGAAUACAAUCUUUGUUUGACCAAAGGAAGGGAUGGCGUUUUUACUGGGUUAUUAUCUGCUGCUCCUGGGGUCCGUCCAGCUGACCUCAACCUACGGGCCCUAUCAGAGAGCACAGAAGACCGGGGAUAUUCUCCUUGGGGGUCUCUUCCCCAUACACUUUGGAGUCGCUUCUAAAGACCAGGACCUGGCGGCCAGGCCAGAGUCCACUCAGUGUGUGAGGUACAACUUCAGGGGCUUCCGCUGGCUGCAGGCCAUGAUCUUCGCCAUCGAUGAGAUCAACAACAGCAGCUCCCUCCUGCCCAACAUCACCCUGGGCUACAGGAUCUACGACACCUGCAACACCGUGUCCAAGGCGCUCGAGGCCACGCUGAGCUUCGUGGCACAGAACAAGAUGGACUCCAUCAACCUGGACGAGUUCUGCAACUGCACCGACCACAUCCCCUCCACCAUCGCCGUGGUGGGGGCGUCAGGCUCCGCCGUCUCCACCGCCGUGGCCAACCUCCUGAGUCUGUUUUACAUCCCUCAGAUCAGUUAUGCUUCCUCCAGCCGGUUGCUGAGCAACAAGAACCAGUACAAGUCCUUCAUGAGAACCAUCCCCACUGACGAGUACCAGGCCACUGCCAUGGCCGACAUCAUCGCCUACUUCCAGUGGAACUGGGUCAUCGCCGUGGCCUCGGACGACGAGUACGGACGCCCGGGCAUCGAGAAGUUUGAGAAGGAGAUGGAGGAGCGGGACAUCUGCAUUCACCUAAACGAAUUCAUCUCACAGUACUUUGAAGACCACGAGAUCCAAGCCUUGGUGGACCGCAUUGAGAACUCCACGGCCAAAGUGAUCGUGGUUUUCGCCAGUGGUCCCGACGUGGAGCCCUUGAUCAAGGAGAUGGCCAGGAGAAACAUCACCGACCGCCUCUGGCUGGCCAGCGAGGCGUGGGCCAGCUCCUCGCUGAUCGCCAAGCCAGAGUACCUUGACGUCAUGGCCGGCACUAUCGGCUUCGCCCUGAGGCCUGGCCAUAUCCCAGGGUUCAAGGAGUUCCUCCAGCAGGUGCAGCCCAAGAAGGUCAGCCACAACGAGUUCAUCCGGGAGUUCUGGGAGGAAACCUUCAACUGCUACCUGGAGGACAGCUUGAGGCUGCAGGAGAGCGAGAACGGCACAGAGAGCUCGCGGCCGCUGUGCUCGGGCGAUGAGGACAUCACCAGCGCUGAGACGCCGUAUCUGGACUACACGCACCUCCGUAUCUCCUACAACGUGUACGUGGCCGUCUACUCCAUCGCCCAGGCCCUGCAGGACAUACUCACCUGCACGCCGGGCAGAGGGCUUUUCGCUAACAGCUCCUGCGCAGACACGAAAGAUAUGGAGGCGUGGCAGGUCCUGAAGCAGCUGAGACAUUUGGAUUACAUCGACAGCAUUGGGGAGAAGGUACACUUCGAUGAGAACGCUGAGAUGUGGGGGAACUACACCAUCAUCAACUGGCAUAGGUCAACAGAAGAUGCGUCCGUGGUGUUUGAGGAGAUCGGCUACUACAACAUGCACAUCAAAAAGGGAUCCAAGCUCUACAUCGACAAUGCCAAGAUACUGUGGAAUGGAUACAGCACAGAGCUGCCGUUUUCAAACUGCAGUGAGGACUGCGACCCAGGCACCAGAAAGGGAAUCAUAGACAGCGAGCCCACUUGCUGUUUUGAAUGCAAAGAGUGCUCUGAUGGAGAAUACAGUAACCAUAAAGAUGCCAGUGUUUGCACCAAAUGUCCAAACAACUCGUGGUCCAACGGGAACCACACGUUCUGCUUUCUGAAAGAGAUCGAGUUCCUCGCAUGGACGGAGCCCUUCGGCAUAGCCCUGACAAUAUUCGCAGUGCUGGGAGUCUUGCUGACGGCCUUCGUCCUAGGGGUGUUUGCCCGAUUCCGCAACACUCCCAUCGUGAAGGCCACCAACCGGGAGCUGUCCUACCUCCUCCUCUUCUCCCUGGUCUGCUGCUUCUCCAGCUCUCUUAUGUUCAUCGGCGAACCCCAGGACUGGACGUGCCGCCUGCGCCAGCCGGCCUUCGGGAUCAGCUUCGUCCUCUGCAUCUCCUGCAUCCUGGUCAAGACCAACCGCGUGCUGCUCGUCUUCGAGGCCAAGAUCCCCACCAGUCUCCACCGCAAGUGGUGGGGCCUGAACCUGCAGUUCUUGCUGGUGUUCCUGUGCACCUUCGUCCAGGUGAUGAUUUGCGUGGUCUGGCUCUACAACGCCCCGCCGGCCAGCUCCAAGAACCACGACAUCGAUGAGAUCAUCUUCAUCACCUGCAACGAGGGCUCCAUGAUGGCCCUGGGCUUUCUGAUCGGCUACACCUGUCUCCUUGCCGCCAUUUGCUUCUUCUUCGCGUUCAAAUCGCGCAAACUCCCGGAGAACUUCACAGAGGCGAAGUUCAUCACGUUCAGCAUGCUGAUAUUCUUCAUCGUUUGGAUCUCAUUCAUCCCGGCGUACUUCAGCACCUACGGCAAGUUCGUGUCGGCUGUGGAGGUGAUCGCUAUACUGGCGUCCAGCUUCGGCCUUUUGGCUUGCCUCUUCUUCCACAAGGUGUACAUCAUCCUCUUCAAGCCCUCCAGGAACACCAUUGAGGAAGUCCGCUGCAGCACCGCGGCGCACGCCUUCAAAGUGGCUGCCAAAGCCACCCUCAAGCACAACACGGCGUCCAGGAAGAGGUCAGGCAGCAACGGCGGGUCUUCAGGCUCAUCCCCCUCCUCGUCCAUAAGCCACAAGACCAACGGUAACGACUGUGAGCCCAGCGCAGGCCAGCCCAGGAUCCACAGGCCCAGGGUGAGCUUCGGGAGUGGAACAGUCACUCUGUCCCUGAGCUUCGACGAGUCGAGAAGGAGUUCAGUCAUGUGAUGUAACCUCACGUUUGGGAACAUUGCAAGCCCAUUGCGAAUCCAUUGGCCAUUCCCUUAUUUGAAGUCCAUAACCAUUAAAAUGUCUGUCUGAUAUGAUGACAAAGAUGGCAUACUGUAGAUGUUGAAACUUGGUGAUUCAGAAUUGUAAAUAAUUUUCAUAAGCAUUCAACAUCAACUUGGAAUAUUUAUUGA
This is a messenger RNA of Gadus chalcogrammus (walleye pollock), 3224 nucleotides long. RefSeq names its product calcium-sensing receptor (gene casr). Gene Ontology annotation, biological process: G protein-coupled receptor signaling pathway; detection of calcium ion; regulation of calcium ion transport. The record is from RefSeq and is a predicted model, not a curated record. Gene Ontology annotation, cellular component: membrane. The coding region runs from base 196 to 3030 and encodes 944 amino acids. The transcript is spliced from 7 exons. NCBI's taxonomy places the organism in Eukaryota, Metazoa, Chordata, Actinopteri, Gadiformes, Gadidae. Gene Ontology annotation, molecular function: G protein-coupled receptor activity; calcium ion binding.